Messenger RNA from Penicillium mononematosum, 705 nucleotides. RefSeq lists its product as uncharacterized. The record is from RefSeq and is a predicted model, not a curated record. Bases 1 to 705 code for a protein of 234 amino acids. The transcript is spliced from 3 exons. Lineage: Eukaryota; Fungi; Ascomycota; Eurotiomycetes; Eurotiales; Aspergillaceae.
AUGGCCUUCGAUCCGCUCCGCGGCUCAUGCUCUUGUGGUCGGAUCGAAUACCAAAUCAAUAUCCCGGACGAUGUGACCGACCAUGCCGAAGUGUACUUCGACAGCAGCCGAGACAAUCGUCGAUUUCACGGAACGCCUCUUUCGGCAUGGCUACGAGUGCCUCUCGACUGGUAUCAAUCCCACACGCUGUCCUUCUUCCCAGAUGAAUCACACUCUUCCAUUCGCCGCGUUCAUUCGCCCCGCCAUGCACCCCAAACCCAGCGUGUCUUCUGUGGCUACUGUGGUACACCCUUGACGUUCUGGACAGAGGAGCCCAUCGAAGAAUCUAAUUUUAUGUCUGUCACAAUUGGCAGUCUCCUAGUGGAUGACCAGCGCGCACUGGAUGAUCUAAGAUUACUUCCACGGGACUUUGACGAGGAAGCCCCCCCGUGCGGCGCGGUAGAACGGGGGGGGAUUCCUUGGUUCGAAGAGAUGGUAGAAGGGAGCCGGCUGGGUCGUUUGAUGCGUUCUCGGCGUGGUAUGGGCGUCAGUGAUGAUCAAUCGACUUCAAUUCAGUGGGAAUUCAGUGAAUGGCAUGAUGAUGGAACCGGCGAGGGUGUGUUCCUUCAACAGGAUUCGGACUCAGGCGGAUACUUUAGAAGAAAUAGGAAGCGGGUGAACCAGGCUGAUGCUGAGGUUGAGUCUGCACCGAAGCGCGCAGGGUAA